Messenger RNA from Rhineura floridana, 3810 nucleotides. RefSeq names its product immunoglobulin superfamily member 11 (gene IGSF11). Lineage: Eukaryota; Metazoa; Chordata; Lepidosauria; Squamata; Rhineuridae. Gene Ontology annotation, biological process: homophilic cell-cell adhesion. The record is from RefSeq and is a predicted model, not a curated record. The transcript has 7 exons. Gene Ontology annotation, molecular function: ionotropic glutamate receptor binding. The coding region runs from base 229 to 1542 and encodes 437 amino acids. Gene Ontology annotation, cellular component: cell-cell junction.
GUGCGAGCGAGCGGGCGGUCCCGGGACAGCAGCAGCUGCUGCAGCGGGAGGAGCCGCCCCGGCUCGCUGCUGCAGCGGGAGCCGCCCCGGCUUGGAGCUCCGCUUCGCCGGGCUACGGAGCUAGCACCUGGCGCCCCGGGGUGGGCUUCAGCGGCCAGAGGCGAGCUGCCGCGGAAGCGCCGCCCGCCGCUGCCCGAAGUUCCCUCGCCGCUCCUCUCCGUGCCCGGCAUGACUUGCAAGGGCUCAUCGAGCUGGGGGCUUUGGGUGGCCCCUUUGGCUGCGCUGCUGUCUCUGCGAGGUCUAGUGAGUCCUCUGGAGGUGUUCAUGAACACAAGGAGUGUAGAAGUUGCUCGAGGCCAAACUGCGGUCCUGCCCUGUACCUUCACCACCAGUGCUGCGCUCAAUAACCUUAAUGUCAUCUGGAUGGUCAUUCCACUCUCCAAUGCCAAUCAACCUGAACAGGUUAUUAUUUACCAGGGAGGUCAGAUUUUUGAUGUUGCACCCCAGUUUUAUGGGCGAGUGGGGUUUGCCAUGACGAUGCCAGCCACUAGUGCCUCCAUCUUCAUCAACAACACCCAGCUCUCAGACACCGGGACUUAUCAAUGUUUGGUCACCAAUCUCCCAGACCGAGGCAGCCGGAAUAUUGGAGUCAUCGGGCUUAACGUCUUGGUUCCGCCAUCUGCCCCAGUCUGCAGAAUUCAGGGCUCUUUGAACAUUGGCAGUGACAUUACAUUGACCUGCAAUUCAGAAGAAGGCAUCCCGCAUCCAACCUACUACUGGGAAAGACUGAACAGUGCUCCCAAGUUGCCUCCGACAGCCACACAAGACCAAGUUCAGGGAACAGUCAUUCUUCGCAACAUUAGCACUGCAUCAUCAGGACGUUACCAGUGUGUGGCUUCUAAUGUCAUUGGAAGCAGCACCUGUUCUCUUGAAAUUCAAGUAAUUGCACCCCAUCCCCGGAGCAUUGGCCUGAUUGCUGGAGCUGCAGCUGCAGGGGUAGUUGUGCUCAUUGUCUGCAUUGUUGCAGUGGCUGUGACACUCUUUUACUGGAAGAACAAACACAAGGAGGAAGAGGAGGAGGAGAUUCCCAAUGAGAUAAGGGAGGAUGAUCUGCCACCCAAAUGCUCUUCAUCCACAAAAGCAUUCCACGGUGAUGCUUCCUCAUCAGAGAAUGACACUCUCACUUCAUCCAACACGUACAACAGCCAAUACUGGAAUGACCCCAAAGCAAACCAUGCCACAGACUCCUUCAGUCGCCUCCACAAUGAUGCACGCCAGUCCUUUUCCCGCUGUGGAAGCACCAAUGCCCGCUCUGUCUACGCCAAUGGAGGCCACUCAGCUCCCCCUCCACCCAAGACAUUGGUGGUAACAACCAAUACAGCCCCCUCUCCACAGGAGAUGGCUAGAAGCAAUGGCUCAGUGAGCCGGAAGCCAAGACCCCAGCACACUCGCUCCUAUGCUGUGAGCCAGGCAACGCUGGAGAGGAUAGGUGCGGUGCCUGUCAUGGUGCCAGUGCAGAGCCGAGCUGGCUCUUUGGUGUAGGAAGUGGGUGUGGUUCUAGGGAAAACAAGAACCUGUUGUUGCACUGAGUGGGGGGUGAAGACUUGGCCAAAACAAAGAGACCCUCCUCUUCCUCCCUGAAAUGCAUUGAAGGGGAUGAUCAAGCCUCUCCUCUGUGCUCUUUCCCCCACCCCAGUCACUCCCCACUGGUGUGAUGGUUCCCCCUUGGCUUUCCAACCCUUUAUGAUCUCAGGGGGCUCCUCAGCUGUGGCUUGGUGUGCCAAGGCCAAAUGGAGGGGCACACAAGGUGUCACAGGGGGCUGCUGCUGCACUUGGUUUCUAAGCUCUACCUAACAUGAAUGGGGAGAUGUUACCCCCGAGGAUGGCGAGUGAGGUGGGGUUUAGAGAGCCAACAGUCAAUGGAUGGGCCAUUAGAGGGGAAGACCCAACCGCCUUAAGGAUGGCACAUUGGCUGCUUGGCUCAAAAUGGAUAAUGUAGUUGGGGAGAAGUGGCGAAAUGCUGGUCUCAGAAGAACAAGUCAGGGAGAGAGUCACAAGACAGGUGAAGGGAGGAGGGGCAGAAUGGGAAUUGGUCUGAGAGCUAUAUUUUAUUCUUUCGUUUGUUCUUUCCAUCCCUCUCCUGCUUUUCCUCUUUCCCAAACUGAAUGUUCUGUAACCCGCUUGCCCCAACCUUGCACUAGUUUUUUGGAUGCUUCCAGCAUCGCCUUGUCACCUCCAUGGAAACUCUUUGAGUGCCACCUUGGCAUUGUUCCCAGAUGAGCUGCUUGGUGCCAGAAUGUGCUGCUGCUGUUUUGCUGUUGUUGAGAGGAGGAAUUUCUGAGGGAGGGAAUGGCGUGGGGCAGAAAGCUGAAGCCUCCAUUGCUUAUACAAAGCUGUGCUGUGUUUUCCAGGUGCGGGGCUGACAUUUUUCAAACAGCUGGGCUUUGACGCAUUUGCAUGGCAGGGUCCUGUCCCCUUAAUAGGGCUAUUUGGGGCUGGCUUGCAUGGCCAGGCUGACUGUUGAAUUCACACAUUUGAGGCUUCAUAUUUAACCUUCCUUUUAUUGGCUGUUUUGGUCUUCUUAUAGUACUGGGAGGGGGGAAGGAGAGAGAGAGAGUGUGCAAGGAAGCAGUGAGCGGCAAAAGGGUGCCUCAUGGUGGCAUUGGCCCCCAUUUCCCUCCUUGUGGCGGGGCUGACUCUAAGUGGCACCACCCAGUGGCAGGCUGGCAUGAGGCCCCAUUGCUUCUGUCUCCCUGCUUGCCUGCCCAACUUGACAGGGUUCACUUUUGCAAUUUUCAGUAGCCUUAAUUAAAACUGAGGAUUUAGAAUUUUCAAAAAAGCAAGCAAGGGUCUGUUCAUGCCCUGGAUGAGUUGUGAGGGCAUUUCCUAAUACCUCGAGAAGGCAGAGCCAAGGGACACCUCACUUGAGUCCCACUGUCCACACCUGCCUCAUCUGUAAUGCUGACACAUCCUGAUCUCCUUAAAGGGAAACUCGCCCCUUGGAAGCUCUUCUUAAGAGGCUUUCCUUCUCUGCACUGAUGGGGGGAAAAGACAUCCUUCCGAUCUAACCCCAGCACUAUGUGAGCGGGCAGUUUGUUUCACAGGCUCCCUUCCACCUUCCAAUAUGCACUGGAAAUGGGGUUCCUAGAGAUGGAUUUCUACUGCUCUUCCGCUUGCACUCUGCCCUCCCUGACUUCAUACUUUUCUUCCAAAUGGGCACAGAGGCUUGCUAGGAGAGCUCCCUGCCCAGGCCAUAUUUCCUUCUAUACCCACGCAGCAUCAUUGCAGAGAGAGUCCUUCAGGUUGCACUGGGUUUGAAGCUUAGCUGAGAUUCUGUGCCUUCUUUGUUCUCCUCCUCCCCUCUAAGUCCCUCUCCCCCCAAACCACAUACACAACUUGCUUCAUUGACUUCCGAGCACACCAGGUAGACAGAUGGGCUGCUGAAUUUAUACACGUUUUCCAGGGAGCAGUCUCUCCUCAUGUGCUCACUGCCGGUUGGUUUCUCCUUUCCAUACUUGGAGAGGUUUUUGGGGGGAGCAGUUUGGGGGGAUGGGGGAAGAGAUGCUUUAAAAAACAGCAAUGCAAAAAUAAAGGGGGUAAUAACACAGACAUGCAUUUUCUCUGCUUUUAUAACAACAAGAAAUUAGGACAUUUUCAAGGGAUGCUGCCCACAGCACCACACACUCCAGUGCUCAGAAAGCUUUUCUUUGUUCUACCAUUCAUGAGACUGUUCACUCUCCUCUUUCUUUGUUCUUUCUAACUGUCUAAAAAAAAAUUCAAUAAAACUUUUAUUCGUAUAAAAGGGGAAAA